Molecule: messenger RNA, 4300 nt
Organism: Silurus meridionalis
Lineage: Eukaryota; Metazoa; Chordata; Actinopteri; Siluriformes; Siluridae
Gene: rnf41
Product: ring finger protein 41
Exons: 7
Coding region: 236-1192 (318 amino acids)
Biological process (GO): protein ubiquitination
Cellular component (GO): endoplasmic reticulum tubular network
Molecular function (GO): ubiquitin protein ligase activity
Source: RefSeq, a predicted model, not a curated record
GCUAAGGAAGAGGAAGGUGCUGUUUUCCAGACACAUUAGCAAAAUUGGACCAAAAAAAAAAGCGCAAUCAAACGGACCGACUUGGGGAAGGAAACCGGUUCUGAAACGGGUACUGAAAGUGACGCGUGAUGAGGUUCUCGUAGGAGGACACCCACUCCAUCUGACCCCGAGGAAAACUGAGCAGCAGGAAAACAUGAGGCCUGAGUGAGGUACGAGAGAGCUCCAGUAAUGUGCCAUGGGGUACGACGUCACCAGGUUCCAGGGGGAAGUAGAUGAGGAUCUGCUUUGUCCCAUUUGCAGCGGAGUGCUGGAGGAGCCAGUGCAGGCCCCCCACUGUGAGCAUGCCUUCUGUAACGCCUGCAUCACGCAGUGGUUUGCGCAGCAGCAGAUCUGCCCGGUGGACCGCACCGUGGUGACGCUGGCACACCUGCGGCCGGUGCCACGCAUCAUGCGUAACAUGCUGUCCAAGCUGCAGAUCUCGUGCGAUAACUCGGGCUUCGGCUGCACGGCGACGCUGCGCCUCGACCAGCUCCAGUCUCACCUCAAAGACUGCGAGCACAACCCUAAACGACCCGUCGUCUGCGAGGAUGGCUGCGGGCUGGAGAUGCCCAAAGACGAGGUGCCGAACCACAACUGCAUCAAGCACCUGCGCAGUGUCGUGCAGCAGCAGCAGACGAAGAUCGCAGACUUGGAGAAAACCGCAGCUGAGCACAAACACCAGCUGGCGGAGCAGAAACGGGACAUCCAGCUCCUCAAGGCGUACAUGAGGGCGAUCCGAAGCGCAAACCCCAACCUGCAGAAUCUGGAGGAGAGCAUAGAGUAUAACGAGAUCCUGGAAUGGGUGAACUCUCUGCAACCCGCCCGCGUGACGCGCUGGGGAGGCAUGAUCUCGACACCCGAUGCCGUUCUGCAGGCCGUCAUCAAACGCUCGCUAAUCGACAGCGGAUGUCCUCUGUCCAUCGUCAACGAGCUCAUCGAAAACGCCCACGAGCGCAACUGGCCCCAGGGCCUGGCCACGCUGGAGACGCGCCAAAUGAACCGCCGCUACUACGAGAACUACGUGGCCAAGCGCAUCCCGGGCAAGCAGGCGGUCGUGGUGAUGGCCUGCGAGAACCAGCACAUGGGCGAGGACAUGAUCCUGGAGCCGGGAUUGGUCAUGAUCUUCGCUCACGGAGUGGAGGAAAUCUUAUAGUCAGGGGACCCGGGGGGAAGGAAUCCAGAGUUUUUAGAUCUUUUUACCUCAUCAAGGACGCGUACCAACCGAGAAGGAAGCGACGUAUGAAGGAACAGAAUGAACUGCAUGUGUCCCGGGGACGAGAACCUCCAGCCGUCAUGUUGCCUUAAAAGAAGCAGAAGAAGAAGCAGACCCUGGGGCUCAUAAACCACAAGAAAUGCUGGAGCUUUAUCAUUAAUCACCACUGACUGAACCGAGCGAAGUCUCUGUACCAGCUCUUUUUGUUUGUUUGUUUGUUUAAUGCUGUCGCUGUUUUGCAAAAACAUUCUUCCGAUCCUGUAAUAUAACCCAUCUUUGUAAAUACGGCAGAUUUAUGGAAGAAAUAUAAACAUAUAUGCUAUCUAUUCUUGGUAUCGUAGACUAGCGAAGAUUUUCUUUUCUUUUUUUUUAUUCCCUCGAGGAUAAACGUGCCAGUACAAGAGGAUCGUAAUUGAGAUCCGCUCCGAUCGGGGGAACAGUUUAUUUAAUAUCCACGCCCACGUGUGUGCUACGUCCUAGACGUGACUCAUCUUUAACGUACACUAUAUGGCCAAAAGUUUGUGGACACCUGAGCAUAAGAUUCUGUCUCUCCACUUUUUUGAGAAGAUGAUCCUCUAGGUUUUGUGGAGAUGUAGUGAGGAGGCUUGGGCUGGCUGCAGGUCCAGAAGGUGUUCAUUAGGGUUUAGAAGCUCUAUAGCAGGAGAUCUUCCAGUCCAACCCAUUGGAAAGUAGAACAUAUCAAGCCCAUGCAUUCAAAAGCCAACAUAAUGUACUUGGAGGUAACAGUUUGAACCACAUACGUCAGGUGUCCCAAUACUUUUGCCCCUAGAGUGUAUAGAAAACGACGUUUUGUGCGAUUUAUGUCCGUGAUAUUCUGCGCCAGCUUUAAUCCCACGUUAAGGCCGAAAAAACUCACGUGUGCACCACAGACCUCGGAACAUUAUACCUUUCCACAUCCGCCAGCACUUAAGCGAGAGGAAGGAGACGCCAGAGAAUUCCGCGAUAAUCGAUCAGCGCACACUUCCAUUCAUCCCUCGCUCAGUCCUGAAGCAUAUUUCCUUUUUUAUUCGACACCCUACUAAAUUUUGUUUUUCUCGAGGUUCGCGAACGUGCCGGUCUCACGCCGUCAGAGAAUUCCAUCAUCAGCGGAGAAUCAGCAGAUUCGCUCUCGAGUCAUCUCCAGGUGGGCCGUCGUUUCAUCGGCUGAUGACCAAAAGACGACCGCGGUCUCGGACGGGACGGACGACCUGCACGCUUUCCUUUUUUUUUUUGUUUGUUUGUUUUCUUUUUUUUUUUUUUUUUACUGACUGCAAAAUAAAACGAUCAAAUUCUGUCACUCUUGAUUUUCCUUUGCCUCGAUGCCACUUAGUGUUUUUCGCUUCUUUGUAUUUUGUGGAAUUUAUCAGUCUGUUUUUUUUUUUGCUGUAUAUUUUAAACAAAACUCUGGUGUAACCCUCGUGCUGCACCCGUCUCGUUCAACCCACCAAAGUGUUCUGUGAGUGAGAGGUUUUUUUUGUGCUCAUUGUGUUUUCCUGCUUGGAGAAUUUAUUUUGCAUAUAUUUUUGUGUCUUGGUGUGCAUUUUCUUUUUUUUAUUUAUUUUAAAAAUAUUUUCCCCGUCUGCAAAAAGAAACCACACACACUCUCUGAUCCAGUUCUUUAUAGUCAAAGGUCAAGUGUGCUUUUUUUUUUUUGUUUGUUUUUUUUUUAAACAGAAUUUUGGGUAAUGUUUGAGGGCUGCACGUCCACGUGUGACACGUGCACCACUGCAUAUUAAUCUUAGGAGGAAAGAAAAUAUAAAGAUGAUCAAAAAAUAAAAAUAAACUCCUUUGCAUUGUGUAAAUCCAUGAAAUGAAUGAGAAUGAAUAAAAAUGAAUAUCUGUUAAAAAAAUUCAUAUAAAUAAAAGCUGAAUCAUCAAUAUUUAAGUCCAACACAUUUAGGAUGAAUUUUUCUUUUUUUUUUUUUUUUUUUUUAUAGAAAUCUGACAUGUUCAGAGAAGUAAAUUAAUUGAAUUUGCUGACCUUCCACACUUCUCAUACACGCUUCGGUUCCCAGAAAGAGGAAAAAAAAAAUUCUUUUCCAAUAUUAAGAUCAUACAGUAAACUGAAGUACCAGAAAAUGGCAAUAACUAAGAUCAGAAUUUGAAGGGGAAAAUUAACAGAAAUUAAAAAUAAAUUAUCAAAUAAAUUCUAAUAAAAGAAAUCAUUCUUAAAAUAAAUAAUUCUGGUAAAAAAAAAUUAAGUAAAUAAAAAAUGUAUAAAACAAAAAAUAAGUGAAACUCAGAAUUUGGUUUAAAAAAUGUAAUAAAUUUAAAAAUAAAAGAAUUAUCACUUUAAUUGGAAUUGAACUUUAAAUUAUUUAAUUGUUUAUAUUUGAAUUGUUUUCAAUUUUAAAGUCUUCCUAGUGAACCCCACUUAACAAAACCUCCCAAAUUUAAAUAAAUAAAUAAUGAUUGAUUGAAUGAAAAAUACCUUCCCCAGUGCUUUACAAUUGCCCCUGUUAAACAUGACAAAUCAAAAAAUAUAUAUAUUUAUUUGUUUAAAUAGAAACUGUAUGUAAAUUACAGAUUUGCUUUCGACCAUAAUCUGCAAUCUGAUUGGCUGAUGCAAUAACGCAGUCACAUGAUCAAUACAUUCUUGUGUUUUUCUGCUUUAUACACUUUCAAACACACACAAUGCUCAUAACCCAAAAAUGAUUUGAUGAGUCAGGAAUACUGACAUACUGUGAAUUCUACAUCCUGACUAACAAUCUUGAUGAAUAAUUGAUGUUUGCGGUCCUAUCAUUGUCCCCGUAACCACGUUUUCGUACCCUUUUCUUCCCCGAAGCAUGGUUUAAUAGAAGGAGCUGGUGUAUAGCCGUGAUGAUGAGAUGUGUUGUGAUGUGAGACUGAAGCGCUGUGUUCGCGUCUCGUGUCCUGUUAAAGCCAAACUGCUUCAGUUUCUGUUGAAUUUUUUGAUUUAGAUUUUGUUUGUUUGCCGUGCAGUGUCUUUAUGGAUGUGGCGCUGUUUACCUCUGUCGCUCUUUGUGUUGUGUGGUGGUGUUUUUUUUUUGACAACAUUAAUAAACAGAUAUUUAUUUCCGAACAUGA